GCUCUGCAGGCUCUGGAGGGGGCAGUUAAAGAGCACAAUCGUCGUCAGCUGGAGUGUCAAAGAUGCGUUCUCUGCCUCUUCCCAGAAUGUACCAGUCUCAGCGUACCAUGUAGAGAAAAAGACAAAGCAGCAGAGAUGGAGCCAACCUGUGAGGAUCUGCUGACUGCAGAAAAUGAAGCUGAUCCAGUGGAAAGGAGCUGGUCAUUGAGUCAACUGUGUGGCUUUUAUCAGCGCUUCUGCUCAGAGGUGAACAGCACAUCACAAGCUUGCAUCAAGGCUAUGGCUGGACACUGCCAUCUCAAGCUGCAAGAGUGCAAAUUGGAAAGUGACAUGGAUUAUCUCAGUGACUCACCAGAUGAAGAAAUGACCUGUGGACAGACUAUAUCAGCUGUCAUUAACAGCACUGUCCCAAAGGUCGUAUAAUUGGAGGAGUGUUACCUCACCAGGGUCUUG
Messenger RNA from Staurois parvus, 453 nucleotides. Lineage: Eukaryota; Metazoa; Chordata; Amphibia; Anura; Ranidae. The record is from the annotation of a GenBank genome assembly.